AUGAUGUACACGUUCAUGUUGACCUGGGUGACGAUUGCACCCACCUCCAAAGAUCGAGACGACCCCGGUAACUUUUCCUACUACAGCAUGAACAAUUACGACUGGGUCCGCUUCUUGCCCGCGAGUAUCGUCAAUGUGUGCCUACUCCCUUUGAUCAUCUUUACCUUUGCGCGCUCGACUGGCGGCUAUGUCAAUCCGAGUAUUACAUUCGCUGCGUACUUUCUUCGCCGGAUAACUUUAACACGGGCUGCGAUGUAUGUUGGUGGACAGGUUAUUGGAAUUGUCCUGGCAGUGUGGGCUGUGCAAGAAGCAUACGGUAGCACAGGGUUUGAUAUAGGGUGUAUCAUCAGUCGUGGAGGGGUUUCGAUACGCAACGCAUAUAUUGCUGAGGUUGUUAGCGGCUUUGCUAUGGUGGUGACUGUCAUGUACAUUGCUGCUGGUCGCAAAUCCGGAGUAUUAUUUGGAGAUGCGAUGUCGCCUUGGAUGGUGGGCAUUGCCACCGAGGCGGCGUUCUGGUUGUCGAGACUCAUAUGGCAGGGCCAUCCCGGUGCGACUGCUAACAGCCACAUAGGAUCUAAUGCUGCCCUUUUAGUUGAGUAUUUACAUGGAAUCUCGUUCUUUGAUGAGGAUGGUAGUCUCGCUGCGGCCUAUGGGGCAGAGUCGUUGAGUUGA
Aspergillus niger is the source of this 672-nucleotide messenger RNA. RefSeq lists its product as uncharacterized. The record is from RefSeq and is a predicted model, not a curated record. The transcript is spliced from 2 exons. Gene Ontology annotation, cellular component: membrane. Gene Ontology annotation, biological process: water transport; transmembrane transport. Lineage: Eukaryota; Fungi; Ascomycota; Eurotiomycetes; Eurotiales; Aspergillaceae. Gene Ontology annotation, molecular function: water channel activity. Bases 1 to 672 code for a protein of 223 amino acids.